AAAGUUGCAGGUGACUCUGAGAGUGCUCAGGGCGGGCGAGAUAAGAGGACUGAGGAGAGAGAGAGAUUUUGAACUCUUUCACCAACUUGGAAACCUUCGAUUUCUGGAAUCUAAAGCUUCUGGUAUCUAACCCCAGUGUGGAAUGCCUUCUGCACCUCUCUUUCCUUCCUUUUCUUUUGUUUCUCCCUUAGCUCUCUUCACUUCCUUCAUUUAUUACAGGAGAUUACUCCUCGAUCUCAAUUGCUUUUUAGCGUCUUUGAUAAUCAAGGUUGUGGAAGAAAACGAAGAAGAAGAAGAAGAAGUUGUUGCAGAGAGAACGAGCAGAGAUGGGUGGAGGAAAGUUGGAGAUCAAGAGGAUAGAGAAUGAUAGUAACUGGCAGGUCACUGAUUCGAAGCGACGAAACGGUAUCAUCAAGAAAGCUUGGGAGCUCGAUGUGCUCUGUGAUGCUCAAGUUUCUCUCAUCAUGCUCUCCAGAACCGGAAAAUUCCAUGAAUUCGUCAGUCCCUCCACAACAACGAAGAAGAUUUUUGAUCGGUAUCAGGAGACUACAGGGAUCAAUCUCUGGCAGUCGCAUUACGAGAAAAUGCAAGAAAGCUUGAACAAGCUGAAGGAGAUCAACAAUAAUCUCCGCGGAGAAAUCAGGCAGAGGAUAGGUGAAGAUGAUCUGGAUGGUCUGAGCUUCCAGGAACUGCGUGAUCUUGAGCAAAACAUGGACAAAUCAUUAAAAAUUGUUCGUGAUCAAAAGUGUCGCAGGAUCCAGACUCAGACAGACAUUCACAGGAAAAAGCUAAGGAACUCGGAGGGAGUACACAGGAUUCUUUUAAGCCAAUUUGAACGGAGAGAUGAGGAUCUUGAUUUUGGCUUAGUGGACCAUGAAGGCCACCAUGAAUUUGAGCUUGGAGAGGCUGACGGAGGCUCUCAUUCAUUCGCUUUCCAACUGCAACCAAUCCAACCCGAUCUUCAGGAGGGAGUCAUUCAUGGAUUACAGGAUCUACACCUUGCUUGAGUUGCAGUCAUUCAGGGGUCACAGUGCUUGGAUGUGGGGAAUGUGUAGUCCUCGGAUGUCUUAGAAACACUUUAGUUGUUAGUUUCUCUUUGACCAGCUCGUUACCGAAACCUUGAUUGAAGCACGAUCAUGGGGAGCGGUCCUAUGGUGAAGCCAUGAAGGUGGGAAAGUUAGGGAGGUUCACUGAAGCUCGGUCCAGUUUCUAUUGAUUUUUUCCUGCUACGGUGACUGUUUAUAUUAGAGGUAAUUUUUAUAUUUUCAGUGAUUAGAAAUUCUCUAUAUUGUAAUGCAUUAAAAUACUAUAUAUAUAUAUAGGGCUAAUCUCGCAAGAUGAUGUGAGAGUUAGGGUUUUACAAUUUCUUUGUCGGAAUAGUGGAAGCUCUGAUUAUUGUUCGAUCGUGCAUGUAGCUCAUUUUGGUUGAAACAACAUAAUUUUUCUGUUCUA
Molecule: messenger RNA, 1452 nt
Organism: Macadamia integrifolia
Lineage: Eukaryota; Viridiplantae; Streptophyta; Magnoliopsida; Proteales; Proteaceae
Product: agamous-like MADS-box protein AP3
Exons: 7
Coding region: 327-1007 (226 amino acids)
Biological process (GO): positive regulation of transcription by RNA polymerase II
Cellular component (GO): nucleus
Molecular function (GO): RNA polymerase II cis-regulatory region sequence-specific DNA binding; DNA-binding transcription factor activity, RNA polymerase II-specific; protein dimerization activity
Source: RefSeq, a predicted model, not a curated record